CUCACAUCCUCAGUCUAUGAAAAUACUGCCAUCAUCUGGUGAGCUCUGACAUUCUUUAAACCCCCUUAAUGACAACAUAAAUAUCUACAUUUUAUUUUUUAAAUCAGGUUGGAGGAUUUUAGAGUGGCGUAAAACGACAUUUUCCCACAAACCUGACUUGGCUCAUAUUUGUACGUGCCAACUUUCAAUAAUAAAUCAAUCGUCAUUUGUUUGAUUUGCCUCCCGGAUCACGGAGAGUGGAGCAUUCGUGUGCCACGACUCCACGCUAGAAGCUUCUCUGACUGGGCUGCAGCAGAAAGAAAACCCCCCGUGCAGCUCCCUCACCAGCAGGUCUCCCCGGGAUCCGUGUUUUGCAUCGCUCCUUGAUUUGCAUUUCUCCCUCCGUUUUUCUCCGUGCGUCGGGUUCAGCCGCUCGAAACCAGCGGGCCCUCCAGCUCCACGGCUCCUCUCGUACGUGCGCCUCCAUUUCCAAGCGAUACGCAAAGAGAAAGAGGGAGAAAAAAACUGCAACAACCGCUGGAAAUGUUUUGAAUUAUGUUGCCGAGGCUGCACCAGCGAGGAAACUGAGGACAUUUUUUUUGCGUGUGAAUUGUAUUCUUUAUUUCUGCUGCGCACCUUACACGAAGACAGACACGUGUCUUCGGGGUAAACAGAAAGGGCUCGAUCGUGUCAGCAGAUUGCAUUGUUUCCCUCCACCUCCAUUUGUUUUGUUGUGUAGACAGACGACGAAGAGUUCAAGCUUUGGCGACGCGCUAUACACAUUUCAGUCCGUGCGCCUUGGUGAGAAAAGACGCAUUUUGGAGAUGUCGGAAGUGCUGCCUUUCAACGAGGAGAAAAUGAGUCAUUAUGGAAAUGAGGGCGACGAGGGACACCUUUCCUUCACCUGUCGUCUUCAAGACACCAACAACUUCUUCAGUGGCUCACAGAACAAACGUCCGCCGAAGCUCGGACAAAUAGGCAGGAGCAAAAGGGUUGUGAUCGAGGAUGAGAAUGGCGACAACGAAGCCCUGAAAAAUGGAACAGAGAAGACCCCGCCAGAGGCUUAGAGAGCGCUCGUAUCACCAUCCCCCUAAAGACACUCUUGAAACCAAUUUUUUAUGGCGAUAUUUACUAGUUUUAAUCCAAAGACACUGUAUAUAAGCACUUUCUCUCAUGUGGCAGCAAGCAGCACUUCCACACCCUCCUCUCCCUGUCAGUCAUCAUGGCCAUCCGGGUGACACACACUGGCAGGGGCAGGAGAUGGCAGCGAAGGAGACCCCCAGGUGGACCCCCCCCCCCAACAC
Paralichthys olivaceus (Japanese flounder) is the source of this 1283-nucleotide messenger RNA. It is a transcript of the gene camk2n1, whose product is annotated as calcium/calmodulin dependent protein kinase II inhibitor 1. The record is from RefSeq and is a predicted model, not a curated record. Lineage: Eukaryota; Metazoa; Chordata; Actinopteri; Pleuronectiformes; Paralichthyidae. Gene Ontology annotation, biological process: negative regulation of protein kinase activity. Gene Ontology annotation, molecular function: protein kinase binding; calcium-dependent protein kinase inhibitor activity.